AUGGCCGACAACGAUAUCGAUGAUCUCGAUCUCCUCGAGUCUGCGCCAGGCACUCUACUCGCCAUAGCACGCGUAUCCACCAUGGUCGGCAUCAAGAGGCUGCACCAAGGCUUGGGGAAUCUUGGAGGAGAGUUGGCGGCGCUUUCCGAGAUCACCCAGAGACCCGAGAGCACAUUACAGGGGGAGAAGUUCAAGAGGAGGUGGCAUCGUAAAGAGCCCAGUGAAGACUUCAUCUUUUUAUUGCGCCUCUCGGAGCGAUCCCCGUCGUCCAGCAGAGUGGAAGCUGAUCUGGAGGCAGGGCUACUGGCGUAUGCUUCUGCAGGAAAAUUGCCCAAGCUCAUUGCUCUUGUGAAAGGCUUCGCUGGUCACCAGCCCCCGUCGGCAACAGCGCAAGACUCGAGGCAGUCCUUUUUUGGUCGCCGUCCCGGGCAGCUUACUAUGCAAGAAGAUUACCCAAAGCACGUCAGACAGCAGCUUUAUCAAAUGCUUCGAGAGCAUUCCAGAUGCGAGUGUGUUGUCGAAACUAGUGAGUCUGCGGACGCCGUCCCACAAAACAGAAGGCAUUUGUCUAGGUUGCGGCUGAGGCCGUCCCGCAAUUCCAACGAGACAUUCAUUCGUUAUGACAUGGUCUUUUCCUCCCGACCAGUGCUCUCGUCGACUCUCAAACGGAUAGACUGGCAACAUAUGCAGUUCCAAGUCCCCAGUGAAAGACUGGGUAGGGAAGGUGCUGGUAUUUCGAGUCGAGACGCAUCACUGCAUCAUCACACCGUAGAACCACGACUGUGCAGUUACAUGAUCUCGCCAAAUGACUAUCAGAUAUGUCUACAAGUGCACAGGAACUAUCUCUGGUUACUUUACAAUCGCUUGCCACUGGAAGCGCAUGUCACUGCUUCCCCAUCACUGUCUCUGUCGGAGACACUAGAAACUGGACGCCUAUCCGACAAGAUGAAGGUCAUUCUCGCAUACAUCAUUGCGAUAUCCGUCUGGGAAUUCUAUAAUUCUGAUUGGAUGUCAAGACCAUGGAGUGCCGAUGACAUACAUUUUCUGCAAGAGCAGCCAGGAAUUGACCGUUCGACGCCCGUGAUUUUUGUCAACAAACCUUACUUAGCAGUACAGCUGGAGGAAAGCGACGGUCACCAGAACGACUAUAGCGGCAUUAUUGGUCAAGUUCACCAGUACCCCAAGAUCCUGGCUCUUGGGUGGUUAUUGAUCGAGAUAGCCACCGGCAUACGCGCCAGAGAUCUUUCGCGAAAUGAUGAAGUUAACAUCAACUCGGAAUGGCUAUCAGCACAAGAAUUCUUGUCCCGAGGGAUGCCAUGGGAUACUUUCGACUACAGGAACUACUGGGAAGCUGUGCGGAAUUGUGUCAGCAAUCAAUUCAUCAUCGAAGGUCCCUCAUCUGGCAUUUCGCUUGUCGACGUUGAAGAUACGCGUUUGAUGAUCCUCGAAGACGUUGUUAGGCCAUUGGAAGACCUACUUAUUGGAACGGGCUGGAUACAUGAUAUCUGGACGAUUGGAUCGGUGAAGCCGCUGAUGGCAAAGCCAAUUUUAGCCGCUGAUGCAUUGCUGGCAGGGAACGCUAACGGCCCCAGGCAUAAUAACACAAUGCAACCAGAGUCGAACGGAAUAGGUGCUCAGUCUCAGACUGUAGCCGAGACAAUAUUUCCGGCCGAUGUCAGUGUCCGCUCUUCGACUCAAUCCCGCCCGCGCACGCGUCAAGACUUUGGAAUUGGUAUUAUCUGUGCUUUGACUAUUGAAGCAGACUGCAUCAUUUCUUUGUUCGACCAACACUGGGACGAUGACGACCACAGAUAUGGCAAGGCGUUGAAGGACCCCAAUGCCUACACCAUCGGCCGAAUAGGUCAUCAUAAUGUCGUCGUCGUUCAUAUGCCCUCUACGGGGAAAGUCAGUGCGGCCAGUGUCGCCUGGGGUUUGGAAUCGAGCUUUUGCAAUAUUCAGCUUGUAUUAGUCGUGGGUAUCUGCGGAGGGGUGCCAUACUAUCGUCAUCAUAGCAAGCGAGAAAUCUUUUUGGGAGAUGUCAUUAUCAGUCGAUCGCUCAUCCAGUACGAUUUUGGCAGGCAGUACCCAACGGGUUUUGAAUGUAAGGACUGUCUGGAAGGAGGAUCAGGGAAGCCUCCUGUGGAGAUUCGGUCGCUUCUCGCCAAACUGGAGACAUCACAUCAUCGACGACGAUUAGAGCGCAAGAUGAAUCGCCUUCUGGAAGCCCUUCAGGCCAGAGAUGAAAGGGUGGCAUAUCCUGGAGCGGAGGCAGACACACUAUUUGCGUGCUCUUCACUGCAUCGACACCAUGGGGCUGGAAACUGUCAGACCUGUCAGUGGGCGGAACCCGAUGGCAUUUGUCGCGCCGCCAUCAAGAGCAGCUGCGAAGAUUUGGGAUGUUACAGCAAGGGUAUCGUUCAGCGCACACGUUCCCAGAGUGGCACUCAACCUGGCCGUACGGCAGGAGAAAGAAGCUCGUACCGGCCAGCCAUCCACAUAGGCAUCAUGGGGUCGGGGGACACGGUGAUGAAAUCCGGCCGUCACCGAGAGAAAGUUGCGCUAAAGUACGACGUUCUCGGAUUUGAGAUGGAGGGCGCGGGAAUCUGGGACUUCUUCCCUAGCCUCGUCAUCAAGGCCGUGUGCGACUAUGCCGACAGCCAUAAAAAUAAGAAGUGGCAGAUGUAUGCCGCCGCCACAGCAGCAGCGGCCACGAAAGCAUUUCUCGAGGAAUGGAGGCCCGGAAGUGAACCGCCUGUGGACUGA
Messenger RNA from Fonsecaea pedrosoi CBS 271.37, 2763 nucleotides. RefSeq lists its product as uncharacterized. The coding region runs from base 1 to 2763 and encodes 920 amino acids. Gene Ontology annotation, molecular function: catalytic activity. NCBI's taxonomy places the organism in Eukaryota, Fungi, Ascomycota, Eurotiomycetes, Chaetothyriales, Herpotrichiellaceae. The transcript is spliced from 3 exons. Gene Ontology annotation, biological process: nucleoside metabolic process. The record is from RefSeq and is a predicted model, not a curated record.